Molecule: messenger RNA, 2625 nt
Organism: Echinococcus granulosus
Lineage: Eukaryota; Metazoa; Platyhelminthes; Cestoda; Cyclophyllidea; Taeniidae
Exons: 12
Coding region: 1-2625 (874 amino acids)
Source: RefSeq, a predicted model, not a curated record
AUGCACGGUCUCGCAGCAUCUGAAAUACUGUUGAAACAAACUCUUAAUGCCUACAAGUCUGUGAAUUGCUAUUCUUUAAGUGAGGAAAACGAUGAAGAAUACGAAAACCCAUCUGAUGUGGAAAUUAUUCGACUUAUGGUGAAAGAUCCACAAUCAGCACCCAUUAUCCAAAGCAGGAUUUUAUGUAUCCUCCAUAAUAUUCCCGCACGUACAUUCCGCACCUUUGAAGUAAAGACGUUUGGAAUUGAGCCCGUGGCGGUGCUCCCACAUUUUGAACCAAAUGAGGAUGAAGCUAGACUCAUUGAGUUGCUACAUCAGCUAACAAGACUCUGCACAUAUCUUGCGUGUUCUGCUAUGAAGUUACGUUGCAUUUCUUGUUGUCAUACAAUGCGAAUGGCCUCUUUCCUGGAUGACCUUCUUGAGGAUCACCCCGAGUUAGUACCGCCAUUGAUGGACAUUUGGUAUUUCGCGGAGGUAUCUCAACUCAAUGGCCUGAUAUCGGUGACGGAAUACCUCGAUCGAAACGAUAAACCGGACCAGCUUUCCGACCAAACAGGUCACUACGAUGCCAUGUAUGAGACGAACCGCGCUUUUCUGGACUCACGUGCCAUCUCUUCUCCCUCGUUGAGCCCAAUAUCUCUCUCAAGCACUGGUUCUCUGAACACUCUCUAUAUGUUCAACACCGCACGCAAUCUCAGUGACACCAGCUGUGAUUGCAGUGUCAGCGGCAGUAGUAUUACUUUCGGCGUUGAAAGUGCGGUGGAGGGAGUUGAGCCACUGGACGCCAAGACCGCCAGACGUAUUGCCCUCGCCAUUCUCUCACGUAUUGCACGUCUCCUUGACAUCGGUUUGGAUGAACUCCUGACAGCUCUCUUACCUCUAUCGUCGGCCUCGUUUGGGACGCCACAGUCGAGUCCACGCUGUGAGCGGCUGGUGGAGUGGGGUCGAAUGGUCCACGCUAAUCUCACCCAGAUGGAUGAAAAGGGCUUUGUUGAGGGCAUACCCGUCAGCCGUGUAGUGGAAUCUUCAGCGCUGGCCUAUUUGCGUGCCCUAGCUGAUUGGCCUACGAAGGCCAAUCGUGUGCAACUGUUGGAGGAGUCAAUCGCUGUCAUGGACGACUUCCUCAUCACUGCCUCGACUGGAUUUCCCAUUCUGCAGUCGCAACAAUCUAAAAAACAGCAUCAUUUUCUGCGUUUGGUGGAGUUCAUUCUGUGUAGAUUUAAUCUCUCACAUCUGCAUCUUACCGCCUCUCGUCCAUCAGAGGAGCCCCGUGCACCAAAGGAGAAUGUUGGUUUGGGUCAUGACCAAUUUCUACCGGUAGACACAACGAUUCCCUUCAUUGAUGAGUCAUGCCUGGCCUUCAAUACGACUUCUGAUGAUCCGCCGCUCGUUGAAAACUGUAACCUAUCAUCGCUGCUUGAGCAGUCACCACCAAACGCCCCUAAGGUGGCGCCACUCAGCGUUAAAAUUCCAGUCGUCUCUCACUGCAGUGCUGGUGGCACCUUCACCCCUAUUUCGCCACCACUGCUCCGUUGCGGCUGUGCCGACAGCGCGGCUGCCGCAAUAGCCAUUCAGACAGCCCUCCUUUUUAUCCCUCCUGAACUGCGCUUCCAACUCCAACUCUUCGUGGAGCAGGCGCAAGAGGUUACAGCCAACGCAGAGCGCCACAUCAGACCUGAGAAGACACUGCACUAUGUGCAACCUAAGGUCAUUGAUGAUUUAUACCUCUUCCUAUCCUCAAAUCUGCAGCUAGCCAAAUGGUUUGCGCCCAGGUUUUUCGCCUUCUCAACCAAUCUCACCAAGUCUUCGGGUCACCAUCUCCUGGAGUAUAUUCUCUCUUUUCCUCAAUCUCUCCGGCUUCUUAAACCUCCGCCGUCCUGUCUGGAUCUAGGAAUCGAAGGGUGGGCUAAUCGGUUUCCGGAGUUGGAGCCCCAAAGUCCGCGGUUGGAUAUGGGGAGGGCGGCGGAUCGACGCCCCAAUUUUGAUAUCGUUUCUAGUCCCGCCGCUGCCAACCAUGAGGAGAAUGAGAGUGUCGUUGUCGCUGGCAGUGGUGGUGGUGAGAGUGGCCAAGUCAGUCCCAUCAGUUGCCCUGUUGAUGCAGAGACUGCCUCCUCGGCCACCAAUGUGGAAUCCAUGUGGGAUCAGCGCACAGUGAGAAACUGUCACUUACCUUACCUUUCUCCUCCUAUCUUUUUCUUUCACUUUAUCGACAUCGCAGCUGAUGUGCAGUGCACUGUCACCCUCGGGCCUCGCCAAGUUACACGCGUUGAGUCACUGGAUUACUGGUUACAAGGAUCGCUCGACCUGAAACACGUCCUUACUCUGGGAAACAUGCGGCAUCUCAUUCAUACACUGAAUUUCUUCAUCGACGAUAAGCAUAUGGAUCCCAAAACUAAGAUGCGCUAUAUCAAGCAGUUUGAGGCAACACAUCCCGACGUGUUCUGGCUGCGUUUUGGUGACUCACAGACCGCGAAAAAUUACUACGCUCAUCUCCAUCGCCGCAUCGACGAAUCAAGGGGCGGUCCCUGCCGUGGUCAGUCACAUACCAGGCUGGUUGGCCGGUUCGCUGAAAUCUUCAGGCUUCGCAACCACUUUCGCACCAAGAAACAAUCCCACCAACUCUGA